Molecule: messenger RNA, 9055 nt
Organism: Cylas formicarius (sweet potato weevil)
Lineage: Eukaryota; Metazoa; Arthropoda; Insecta; Coleoptera; Brentidae
Gene: brat
Product: brain tumor protein
Exons: 5
Coding region: 368-2773 (801 amino acids)
Biological process (GO): negative regulation of translation
Molecular function (GO): mRNA 3'-UTR binding; translation repressor activity; protein binding
Source: RefSeq, a predicted model, not a curated record
UCGGUCGGCCAUCUCGUCCGUUCUCAGCGCGUUCCUUUCAGUUCCAAUUUGUCGAACGCGCACAAUGCUCCGUGGAUUUGUGCAAUCCGAAUCAAGGUGGCCGGUACUUUCACUCCGAGGGAGCCGCGCCGGUCGUUACGCAAUGUAAAACGAGUUGCAUACGUCGCGAGAGAGGAGAGAAAAAACGACGCGUUUUAACGGAAACGUCAGAGUGCGUAUGAUCGGGCGCCGUUUCGACCCUUUGUGUGUGGAUUAACGUGUUUUCCAGAACGCGCGACGCAGCAGCGCCCGAGGUAUUAGAAACAUCCCCCGCUGACCAUUUCUGAUUGGGGCAAAGCAAUGUCGUCGGGAUGAGGGGUAAUUGAAGAUGGCAUCUCCCGCACCGUCAAUCGAGUCGUUACCCAGAGCAAAUUCGAUCGGAUCGUUCGGCGACCAAGGCGAUUACCUGUCCCUUUCCCCGUUGGAAGACUCGCCCCUGUCCGUGAGCGGAUCUUCUCCACCGGUCAGCGACUCGGUGGAUCGCGACAGCGAUCCGUCCGAACUCCAUUGCCAGCAGUGCAGGGAGGCCGUAUCGGACCCGAAACUUUUGGCCUGCUUCCACACGUUCUGCAACUCCUGCUUGGAGAAGAACAAACUCGUCUGCCCGCGGUGCAACACAGAGUCGAUAGAGGGCAUCCUGAACAGUUUGCUGUUUAGUUCGGAUCCGGUCGAGUCGUUCCAAUCGACGACGGUGGUCCGUUGCACCGGCUGCAAACACAAGAAACUAGACGCGGUAGCGCGUUGCGUCGACUGUGCCAAUUUCCUGUGCUCCAACUGCCUGAUGGCGCACCAAUUUAUGCACUGCUUCGAGGGGCACCGCGUGGUCAGCCUCUCCGACAUCAAGGAGGAGCCCAAGAACGGUUUUAAUAACAUGGUGAACGGCGAGAAGAACAUGAUCUGCCCGCGACACAAAUCCGAACUACUCAAGUAUUAUUGCCGCACGUGUUCGGUACCGAUCUGCAAGGAGUGCCUGAACCUCGAACACCCGGUCGGCCUCCACGAGUACGAAUUGGUGAGCGAGGCCGCUCCCAAACAAAUCGAGGCCAUCCAGCACGCCGUCUCGGAGGCGAAACUCAAAGCGACCGACGUGCGGAACAUCCUCAAGAACGUGGAACACGCGUCCAGCCGCCUCCAGGUCCAGUACCACAAGGCGCAGAACGAGAUCAACGAGACGUUCCAGUUCUACAGGUCGAUGCUCGAGGAACGCAAACAGGAACUGCUCAAAGAGUUGGAAAGCGUGUUCUCGGCGAAACAGAUCUCGUUGGGGGUCGCGACCCAGAAGGGCCAAGAGACGGUCGAUCAGAUCUACAAGACGUGCGAGUUCGUCGAACGGCUCAACAAGUGCGCGAACGUCGUCGAAAUUCUGAUGUUUAGGAAAUUGCUUGACGCGAAAUUGCAAGGCCUGCUGACUUACAACGUCGACCAGACGGUGCAGAACGCUUGCGAGUUAGAGUUCGUGAGCAACUACCAAGCGAUCCAGGUGGGAGUGAGGAACACGUUCGGAUACGUGAGGUCCAACUCGGAAGCGGCCUCCGUCGGGCCUAGUAAGCAGCCUCCGAUCGCGAGGCCCACCGGAGGCGGUUCGAGUGGCGGAAGCAGCGUCAACGGUGGUUCCGGGAACGUGGUGUGCUCUUCGUUCUCGAUAUCGAGCCAGUCGACGUCACCGUUCGAGUCCAACAUCAUCAGCAAACGAUUCAGCAGUGCCAACAGCUUGGGACCGUUCUCCACCACCAUCGGAGACCUCAAUUUGAACCCCUACGAGAAAUGGUCGAACGGGGGCGACAGCAUCUUCCAAAAUGGCGCGGUGGAUCCCUACGCGCUCACCAACCACCCGGACCCGAUGGUCGACCUCACGUCGAAACUGUCUGUCGCCAUUUUCCCGCCCAAGUCGCAGAUCAAGCGUCAAAAGAUGAUCUACCAUUGCAAGUUCGGCGAGUUCGGCGUGAUGGAGGGCCAGUUCACCGAACCGAGCGGAGUGGCGGUCAACGCGCAGAACGACAUCAUCGUCGCGGACACCAACAACCACCGCAUCCAGAUCUUCGACAAGGAGGGCCGCUUCAAGUUCCAGUUCGGCGAGUGCGGCAAACGCGACGGCCAACUCCUCUAUCCGAAUCGCGUCGCGGUCGUGCGCACCUCUGGCGACAUCAUAGUCACCGAACGCUCUCCUACCCACCAGAUCCAAAUCUACAACCAGUACGGGCAGUUCGUGAGGAAGUUCGGCGCGAACAUCCUGCAGCAUCCGCGAGGCGUCACGGUCGACAACAAGGGCCGCGUCGUCGUGGUCGAGUGCAAAGUGAUGCGCGUCAUCAUAUUUGACCAAACCGGAGCCGUGCUCCAGAAGUUCGGCUGCUCCAAGCACCUGGAGUUCCCCAACGGGGUGGUCGUCAACGACAAACAGGAGAUCUUCAUCAGCGACAACCGCGCCCAUUGCGUCAAGGUGUUCAGCUACGAGGGCGUCUACCUGCGUCAGAUCGGCGGCGAGGGCGUCACCAACUACCCCAUCGGGGUGGGCAUCAACGCCAGCGGCGAGAUCCUGAUCGCCGACAACCACAACAACUUCAACCUGACCAUAUUCACCCAGGAGGGUCAGUUGGUGUCCGCGUUGGAGAGCAAGGUGAAGCACGCGCAGUGUUUCGACGUCGCUCUGAUGGACGACGGCUCGGUCGUGCUCGCGAGCAAGGAUUACCGUCUCUACAUCUACCGUUACGUGCAGGUACCGCCCAUCGGUCUGUAAAACGUCCCCCGACACUCUUUCUUAAGGCCGGCCCCCCCGCGCGACCGGUCGGUCGAGAAUCGUAACCGGUGAUACUCGAAGAUUUACUGCGCUUUUUCCCCUGCCCCGCCGCCGCCGCCGCCGCGUUUUUGAAACAAUCCUUACCGGAAGAUAUUUUCUUUUAAUCAAUUGAUGUUAUUUGAAAGCGUACCGCCCGAACUAAAAAAAAGUUCCUCGAACAAAUUAUCGAAAAAGAAAAAACACAAUGAUCUUAACAAGAUUUAUUCGGGUUUUAAGUACAUAAAACGUGACGAAGACGGCUCGUUUUGUUUUUUAGUACUAUUCUGCCAUCUGUUGGAUAGAAAUCACGUAUUUAUUUUUGAAACCACGUCUUUAGAAAAUUUAUUUAAAAAAAAAAAUUCAAUGAGGAUCUUUUUAAAAAACACCUUAAAAAUAUUUUUCUAUUUUUAAAUGCAUAAAACAUGGCAAAUUUUAUUGAUAAACGCUAGUCUGUGACUUCAAUUGACGUCUUCAAGCAAAUUAUCGAAAAAGAAAACACAACGAUCUUUUUAGAAAAUGCCUUUAAACUAACAUUUUGUUUUUUAAUACUAAGCUGCCAUCUAUUGGAUAGAAAAUGACGUAUUUAUUUUCACGCCACGUCUUUAUUUAUUUAUUAAUAAAAAAAAAAACAAAUUCGGUAAAGAUCUUAUUAAAACAUUCCCUAAAAAAGUUUUCCUUUUUUGAGUACAUGAAACACGAAACAAAUGUCGUAUAACUCUGCCAAAUUUCGAAAUUUAACUUCAGGUCUUUUUAGAAAAAACUGGCAAAAAAGUCUUUUACGUUUUUAAGUGCGAUAUUGCCGUCCAUUGCAUAAAACAUGCCAAAAAUGACGUAUACUUCGAAGAUUUUUGGAAAAAAUCGAAAAAGUCUCCUGUUUUUAAAUAUGAUGCUGCCAUCUGGUGGAGAGAACCUGUGGCUCCGACAUUGAGACGUUUUAAAGAAAAGUCAGCAAGGAUUUUUUUUUGUUUGUACGAUGCUGCCAUCUGUUAGACAAAUAGUGACGUAUAUGACUUUGAUUGUCGUCUUUGGGCUAAAGAUCAUAAAAAUAAUGAUAACCUUUUUAGAAAACUCCUUUAAAGAAGUCUGUUCCGUUUUCUUCAAAUGCCGUGCUGCCACCUGUUGGAUACAAAAUGCCGUAUUUAUUUUUAAUCGGCAUCUUUGGCAAUGUUAAAAAUAAAAAUCGCACCAAGAUCUUUUUAAAACGCCCUAAAAAGUAUUUUUCUAAUUUUGAAUACAUAAAACAUAACAAAGAUGGCGUAUAACUCAGACAACUUUAGAAAUUUGACUUUAGGUCUUUUUCGAAACAACUGUUUUUAAGCACGAUACCGCCAUCUGUUAGACAGAACCUGUGCCUCCGACGUUGAGAUGUUUUUAGGAAAAGCCAGCAAAGAAAUCUUUUUUUUUUUGGUACGAUGCUGCCAUCUGUUAGACGAGAAGUGACGUAAUGACUAAUUGACGCUCUUGUACGAAUUAUUUUAAAGGAAGGAACUUUUUGUUUUUUACUACGAUGCUAGCAUCUGUUGCAUGAAAAAUGACGUAUUUAUUUUUACACCCCAUCGUUAGACAAUUUAUUAAAAAAAAAACAAUUCAAUGGUCUUUUUUUAGUAUGGUGCUGUUAAAACAUAAACAUUUAAAAAAAAAAAUCAUAUCGAUCUUUUUAGAAAAGGCCUUUAAAGAUAUCAGUUCUGAUUUUUAAUACGGUCUAAUGAACUGACGUAAUUAUUUUUGAUCGAAAUCUUUAAAAAAAUAAUCAAAAAAACUCCAUGGAGAUUUCUUUAAAAAAGGUCUUAAAAAGUCUAUAUGUCAUAUUUUAAAAUUGAAAAACGGUAAAGAUAUCUUAUUGGAUUCGCCAUCUGUUGAAACAGGUAAAAAAAUCUUUUCUGUUUUUAAAUGCUUCAAAAAUUAUCCAAAAAAAAUGCAUAAAAUUCUUUUUAGAGAAAGCCUUAAAAGGAAUCCUUUGUUUUAAGUGUGAGGCUGUCAUCAAUUAGAUAAAACUUAACAACCGAAGCUGUGGAAAAAUCCCUUUUUAGAAAAAAACGAUGAAGAGAUCUUUGUGUUUUUAGGUACGGUGUCGCCAUCUCCGACAUAAAAGAUGACGCAUUUAAUUGUAAUUGACAUAUUUAUACAAUUUAUCAAAGAACAUGCAUAAAACGUCGUUAUGGGAGUUUUGUUUUCUUUUUAAGGACGAUGCUGCUAUCUGUCGGACAAAAGACGACAGAUAGUUCUGCCAAUUUCUGAAAUUUAACUCUUUAAAGGAAUCUGCUUUGCUUUCGAGUACUAUGCUGCCAUCUGUUGGGUUAAAGCGCAUUUAGAGCGGGCCUUUAAAGAAAUCUUACUUUUUAAUCUAUAAUAACUCGUUUGUUCAAUUUCCGCGAAAUUGUUUCGGGCGAUAUUUGUCCUUCACGCUUUCAAAAACAACGCACGGUUCGGUUAUUUCAAAAACGCAUGCGGAAAAAAAGGUGGGUAUUUUUUUGCAUCUCAUCGGUGGGGGAAAAAAGUUCGUACGGCCUUUUUAACUGCGUGGGCGGGUCGGCUUGUUUCGGGACUGCGGAGGAGGUGUCGAUCGACCAAACCCACUUACCACGUUUUUUCAAAACAGGGAUAUUAUCGAAAUUAGGAGAUGUUAAGGGCCGCGCGCAAUCGCGCGACCCUCCCCCACCCCGUUGUUGUAAACUUACAAAACAAAAAAAAAAAACAAAAGAGCAUCGUCGGCGAUGACACGAUCUAUUUUAAUAUGCGUGUGUACGAUGUUGUGUAUGUCUUUUUAGUAGUAGCGUUGUUAUAUAAGCGGGAUGCCUCCGCGUUGUUAGCGACCCUAGUCAUCCGCGAAGGACCUUUGUGUUUAGCCUCCCCGUCACCCUUUGAUGGUACGAGCCCCGUGGUCUACGCCUGGCGGUGACGUGGCGUCAGCCAUUUUGCCCGGUAGGCGACGGACAGACGUUCGCAGACCGUUUAACCGGCGGUGGGCGAGCGGCCAUAGUGGACGCGCCCACCCAAAAGCGUGGAAGAAGAUGUGAGCUACUUUGCGAGUGUCGAAUUUGAGGACGCGAGCCUCCAUUAACAUUAACAUUAGGGAAACGAUGGGCCAUCUGGUCGACAAGCGUUGAAUCGUUUGAUAGCACUCAGUUCAGUACAAUUUGCUUUCACUUAAAAACGCAAAUCGUCGCCAAGAAUCGUUUGAAAUCAUCGAAUUUGCAACUCGAAGAAAUGUAAUAACCCUUACCACGCGUGAUUAAAAACAAUAAGAAAACUACUUAUAAUGUUACAUAAAGAGUUCUACCACCAAGUCUAAACAAUAUUAAAUGAUUUUCUCCGCCUGAAUGAUGUCUAGUAGAUGUCUACUUGAUAAUAUCAAGAAACCAUAUAUAACUUAAAUAGUUCAAUCUCUUUGGAAAUGUAAGGCAUGACGUAACGAAAUCGUCCACUUCGUUAGUGCUGCCAUCUACUGUGGGUUAUGGGCGAAUGGCCAUAGUAGUUUUGCUCGUUUGUGAAACGCGCGAAAAAGUAAACCGCGGUCGUGAGCCGACGAUUUUGAGGUUAGAUUGAUUUUGCGCGGCCAAUUGAAAGAAAAUCGAACGUUUCAAUUGGUGUUGAUGUUAAUGGACGCCCGUGUGAAUCCACCGCUAGAGUUUCCGAUUUUUAGUAUUGCCGAGGCAACAAAUAUCGGUAAACGGCGACGAACUCUGUUAAACGGUCUGCGAUAAUUGAAAAUCCCGCGGAAACUUAAAUGACCGUGUAAAGUGGUUGAACUUUGUCAGCGGCCGUGGUAAAAAGUGCCCUUGUCACGUCACACCGACGCGGCGACGCCGACCACGCCCCCUCACGUAAGCAUGUGUGUGCCGUGCCCAACUUCCGACGAGUUGAUUAGUUAUUAUUAUUUACGUUUAGGUUUGUUUUCUACUUUUGUAAUUUAGUUAAACGCAAGCGUACGUAAGGUGCAUGCAAUAUUACUUUCCACCAUUAUUAUUAUUAUUUUUAUUUUUUUUAUACGAGUUGUAGUUUGUAGUAAUAUAUUUCGUUUGUUGAUGCUGCCAAGUUUAAGAUAGAGGGCGCGCCGCGGAAAAAGUCGCCAAGUAAUUUAUUAGUUUCGUCGCCAGAGGGCGCCGUGUUUUUCUCGCGGUUAGACUAUUUUACUACUGUAGCUAGGUUACGUUUCGUUUUAAUUGGACACCAUCGACGCUUCGAGCGGGGCGAUUCCUAUUUUUUUUUUUUUUAAGAUAAAACUACCCGACCCCCCUCCCUCACCCCGCCCGGCAACGUAAACGACGGCGGGCCGAAGUGAAACUCAUUGUGUAAAAAAUUGGAUCUCUCAAUGCUCUUAGAAAUGUGGUUCUACGUAAUUGAUUUUGGGGUUGUGAUACACUUAACUGACGAGUGUUCCGGUGUCGGUCACCGAAAGUAAAAUACAGGUUUUAGUUUAAUUUUUGACAAACUUUUCAGGAAUAAGUCGGAAUUUCUGCAAAACAUUUGUCGGAUGUCGUGAUAUAUUCCUCAGAACUUCGAGCCCAAUUCAGAAUUUCUGAGAAACAGCUCAGAACUUGUUUCUCAGAAAUUCUGACUUAAGCCAGAAGUGCUGAGAAGUAAGUUCAUAAGUUAUCGCGACAAAAAUUCUUACAAAACAAGUAACAAAUUCUGAUCUCAUUUGUCAGUUAUUUUGACUUAUUUCUCAGAAUUUUUUAACUUAUUUCUCGGUUAUUCUGACUUAUUUCUCAGAAAUUAUGGUUUAUGUUAGAAUUCCUUUAAAACGAUGCAUAAUAAAUAACAAAUUACUACUUAGUCAGAAAUUCUAAGGAAUAAGUCAGAAUAACUGAAAAAUAAGUCAUAAUUUCUAAGAUGCUUAUUGCGGCUAAAAUUCCUAGUUAAUUUUUUACAAAUACUUAUUUCUCAGAUGUUCUGAGUUGUUUUUCAGAAAUUCUGAUUUAUUUCUUGAAUGAUAAUUUCUGAAAAACAGAAAAGAAUUUCUGCAGCCGAAUUUGUGUCUUAAGAAUUUUGACUUAUUUUCCAGAUAUUCUGACUUAUUUCUCGGGUAUUGCGAUUUAUUUCUUAGAACUUAAGUCUUAUGAAAUAAGUCAGAGUAUCCGAGAAAUAAGUUAGAAUUCCUGGGAAAUAAGUGAGAAUAUCUAAGAAAUGCGUUAUAUUUUCUGAGAAACCUUUUGCGACUAAAAUUCUUAGAUACUUAAAAAAUUCUUCAAUUACUUGUCAGUUAUUGUGAAUUUUUUCUCAGAAAAUCGAACUUAUUCCCCAAAAAUUGGCCAAAACCAAACGAAAACCUAUAUUUCUCAUUACGUAGGCACAAUAUUGCUCCAGCUUUCUUUUUUUCUUGAUGUUAAGUAACCGUAUUUGUCACUCACCGGUGACAUUUUCAACAUCAACAUAGGUCGACAAUUCGAAAGCCUCGUUGCUCUCGCACGUCGUUCAGACAGAGAGACAAGUAAAAACACGAUUUGCGUGUUGUGCUUCUUUUUUCUUCUUUUUACAUAUUUUUUCUAUAUAUACUUAAAGUGUAUGAGAGCUUCACUAUCGAGUCGCCGUUAAUAUAUAUUUUUUUAAAACGUUGUUGUUUUUUUAUAAAAGCGCGAUCUCAGACACAAACUCGUCCCCCGCCGGAAGGGGUCACCUCCACCUCCCCCUCAAUUCGCGCCCCCCGCCUCACGCGGCCGCGAUUCUUGAAUAUUGCCAGGGCAUUUUUAUCAUCCUGUCUCUCUCGCUCUUUGUUGACAUUUUUUAGCCAGAUUUUUUUUUAUAUAUUUUAGUUGACUUGUUGCGUAUAGGUUAUGUCGAAAGUCGACUUCUUUCGAGCGUUAAGGUCCCGCUCUCUAUUUUUUUUUACUUUACCGAGAGACUGAUAGACUGUUAAAAAUUACAUAUUGUUUGACGCUGUGGGAGUGAAAAUAUGGCGGUCCGCAAUGGUCAAAAAUCGCGCGUUCCUCGGCUCCCCCCCUCCCGACAAGUUAGUUAUUUGUUGUUUUUAACCGACGCUGUAUUUUUUUCUACUGUUCCUGGACAACCUCGGAUGGGGGGGCGUCGAGGGAAAAAAACCGCGGGAGGGGGACGGGUGUCCCCCAACCCCCCCACACACACACCUUACCGGUAUUUUUUUAUCACUACCCUUAAACUUGUUGUUAUAUUAUUAUUAAUUUAAUCGUAAAACUGUUCUUUAAAUUGAAUUUGUACAUUGUUUUGUUUUUCUUUGAUUUUUUGUUGUAAAUGCUUUUUUUAAUUAAUAAUAAUUUCUUGCAGUUU